AUGUUAUGCCUCCUGUGGUUUUCAGGUGUAGCCAACGCGCUGGCGUAUCCACACCAAGAAGUUCUAGAAGCAGCUCCAUUCUCCGAUGCGAUUGGUGACGCCACAAAUGAGGGUAUCGUUAGUGAAACCGGAUCAGCACCGGAAGGGUCGUUUCAUGAACCGAUCCUCGAUACCUUGCAGGACCUGGUCGAUGCCCUGCAGGUGAUGCAGGACAAAUACUUUGUGCUCUGGCAGGGCACGUGGCCAACCAGCAUCGAUUGGACCGCAGCGGUAUUGGGGACACACGUCUCUGCAGUGCUAUCGACUCUAACAUCGGGCCCCCUUGAUAUCCCCGACGGGGAUGAACUGCUCGGCUUGUCCUUCUUCGCGCUCGAGAACACAGUCAAUCGCUUUUUCAGCCAUACUUCGGCCUUUUACUUUGGCGAAAACGCUUUCAGUCUCAGAAACCAGGCCUACGAUGACAUGCUUUGGGUUGUGCUGGGAUGGUUGGAAAAUAUCAAGUUGCAGAAUCUUCAUUCGGAUCUUCACUAUAUCCCCUCAAAGAACGGUUCUGGGAAACCAUGGCACGGCACCCAAUUUCAAAACUCUGCUGCACACAGGGCUCGCAUCUUCUACGAGCUUGCUUCCGCUGGUUGGGACAAGACCCUCUGUGAUGGUGGCAUGAUUUGGAACCCAUACUUGCUGCCCUACAAGAAUGCGAUUACGAAUGAGCUCUAUAUCUCUGCGAGCAUUGAGAUGUAUCUGUACUUCCCUGGCGACUCAAUUGAUUCUCCGUUCCUUGUCAACUUGCAAGGCACACAGGCCGCUCGGAAGAACCCACACGACCCUCUUCACCUGAAAGCUGCGGUUGACGGGUACAACUGGCUUAAAGACUCGAACAUGACCGGGCUUGGAGGACUCUAUGCAGAUGGGUUCCACAUCAGCGGCUGGGAAAGCACAUCGAAUCCCGGGUCGAGGCAAUGUGAUCAGCUCAACACUAUGGUUUACACUUACAACCAGGGAGUCAUUCUCAGCGGGCUGAGGGGACUCUGGCUAGCCACUAAUUCACAAGACUAUCUGCACAACGGUCAUGAGCUUGUUCGCAGAGUACUACAGGCGACCGGAUGGCCACAUACCUCCAGCCGACAAUGGCAGGGACUUGGUCGCGGAGGCGUGCUCGAAGACACCUGUGAUUCCCGCGGCCUCUGCUCCCAGGAUGGACAGACGUUCAAGGGAAUCUUCUUCCACCAUCUGUCGGCAUUCUGUCGGCCUCUUCAACCACAGGAAAAGCGGUUCCUGGCGGAAACGACCCACGGACGUUCAGCUGACGAUGACUGGACUGAGGCGUAUGAAGAACAUAUGCAGCGUUGCCGCAGCUAUGGCGCUUGGAUCGAGCAUAACGCGCAGGCCGCCCUCAUGACUCGGGAUACAGAUGGCAAGUUUGGGGGCUGGUGGGGUCGUCCAUAUCAUCAGCUGGAGGCCGCCGGACUUGUGGAUAGCAGUACUAUUCCAGAUGGUGCUGUCGACUGGCGCAAUUCCCACAAUGACUCUUCUGCGACUGCGGGCUCUACGUGGAAGGACUACAACGAUCGUGGCCGGGGCCGCACUGUGGAAACCCAGUCUGGGGGAAUCGCUGUGCUGAGAGCCCUGUACCAAUGGCAAUCAUACGACGCCCUAUGA
This is a messenger RNA of Penicillium bovifimosum, 1659 nucleotides long. Its product is annotated as putative glycosyl hydrolase. The record is from RefSeq and is a predicted model, not a curated record. Gene Ontology annotation, biological process: carbohydrate metabolic process. The transcript has a single exon. Bases 1 to 1659 code for a protein of 552 amino acids. Lineage: Eukaryota; Fungi; Ascomycota; Eurotiomycetes; Eurotiales; Aspergillaceae.